GUGACGCUGGGCCGGCAGCCAUUGCUCCGCGGCCUGACGCCAGGACGCUCUCCGUGCUUGGGUGACUUAAUGCGGGGUUAAGCGCCCUGCUGCGGGACGGCGGAGAGAAAGGAAAGACAGUCGGGUCUAGAACGGAGAGCGUCCCUGCCUGGUGCCGCCUUGGUCCCCGGUGGCACGCUCGGAGGCCCGCCGCGGUGUUGCUAGGCGACCGCGUCGGGCUCGGAGCGGCUGGCAGGGCUGGGAGCCUGGGCGCCCCAUGGACCAGUACUGCAUCCUGGGCCGCAUCGGCGAGGGCGCCCAUGGCAUCGUCUUCAAGGCCAAGCACGUGGAGACUGGCGAGAUCGUGGCCCUCAAGAAGGUGGCGCUGCGUCGGCUGGAGGAUGGCAUCCCCAACCAGGCGCUGCGGGAGAUCAAGGCUCUGCAGGAAAUCGAGGACAAUCAGUAUGUGGUGCAGCUGAAGGCCGUGUUUCCGCAUGGCGCAGGCUUCGUGCUGGCCUUUGAGUUCAUGCUGUCAGAUCUGGCCGAGGUGGUGCGCCAUGCCCAGAGACCGCUGGCCCCCGCACAAGUCAAGAGCUAUCUGCAGAUGCUGCUCAAGGGCGUCGCCUUCUGCCAUGCCAACAACAUCGUGCAUCGGGAUCUAAAACCUGCUAACCUGCUCAUCAGUGCCUCAGGCCAGCUCAAGAUUGCGGACUUUGGCCUGGCCCGGGUCUUUUCUCCAGAUGGCAGCCGCCUCUACACACACCAGGUGGCCACCAGGUGGUACCGAGCACCCGAGCUCCUGUAUGGUGCCCGCCAGUAUGACCAGGGUGUUGACCUGUGGGCUGUAGGCUGCAUCAUGGGGGAGCUGUUGAAUGGGUCCCCCCUCUUCCCGGGUGAGAACGACAUUGAACAGCUUUGCUGCGUGCUUCGCAUCUUGGGCACCCCCAGCCCUCAAGUCUGGCCGGAGAUCACGGAGCUGCCCGACUACAACAAGAUCUCCUUCAAGGAGCAGGCACCUGUGGCCCUGGAGGAGGUGCUGCCGGAUGCGUCUCCUCAGGCCUUGGACCUGCUGGGUCAGUUCCUGCUGUACCCGCCUCGCCAGCGCAUCCCGGCCUCCCAGGCCCUCCUGCAUCAAUACUUCUUCACAGCUCCCCUGCCUGCCCACCCAUCUGAGCUGCCCAUUCCCCAGCGCCCAGGAGGACCUGCCCCAAAGGCCCACCCAGGGCCUCCUCAUGUCCACGAGUUCCACGUGGACCAGCCUCUCGAGGAGUCACUGCUGAACCCAGAGCUGAUCCGGCCCUUCAUUCCAGAAGGGUAAGAUGCUGGCCCAGGUCCUACUCACCUGCCUCCAAGGAUCACGCAGGCUGUUUGUCCUCAGCUUCCUGCCAGACAGCCUUCCAAGGACUCUCAAAGCCGCACUGGGCCACUCUCUUCAUGUGCUGCUUCUUAGCCUUGUAAGGUUUGGUCUCAAAGAGGCACAGGCCAUGCUCCCAGCCAAGGCGAUGAGGAUGUCCAGCUCAGCUGAGGAGACCUGUGGCCCCUGCUCUGUGUCCCUCACAUCUGUGUGCUGCCGACUUCAGCAACACAAACAGCGAGCUGCACCUGCUGUCCAGGACCACCACACAGAGUGGUGACACCUGCCUGGGUACAGGUCCCCAGGGCACUGCCUCCUGAUCAAGAAUCAUCCAGGGAAAGAAAAGAGAUGUCCUCAUCCUGAAAACUCAAGUGGGACGAAGGUUGGGUUUGGCUUUGUUCUCAGGACAUUAAACACCCUAGUUCAGUGUUUGGGAUUUAUUAUGAAGGCCUUAAGUGGCUCUGGCUCUGUGUCUGCUCCUAUCAAGGGAAAUGGCAUCGUUUAAUGGCCCUUGUUUUCUGGGGGUCACUGGGAAGUAACUGACCAUAGUUACUUCUUCCCUGAGGGCUUCCUGUGGGCGGCACUUGUCUGAGUGUUUAUUUGCACGUGAGGUGGACAGAAGUUCAAGCCCAUGAUGGGCAAGUGGGGGAUGCAGCCACAGCCACCUGCAUCUCCCUUGGGGUGAGGCUGAGCCAAAUGCAGCUAUGCAAAUGAAGAAACUGGCAUUCCUGGAAUUUACUUACUCAGCAAAUCCUAAUACAAUAUGUGCUACCUCUGUUUUUUUCUUAUUUCAUAAUUUUUUUUUUUUGGACAGGCAGAGUGGAUAGUGAGAGAGAGAGACAGAGAGAAAGGUCUUCCUUUUUGCCGUUGGUUCGCCCUCCAAUGGCUGCUGCGGCCAGCGCAUCACGCUGAUCCGAAGCUAGGAGCCAGGUGCUUCUCCUGGUCUCCCAUGCAGGUGCAGGGCCCAAGCACUUGGGCCAUCCUCCACUGCCUUCCCGGGCCACAGCUGAGAGCUGGCCUGGAAGAGGGGCAACCGGGAUAGAAUCCGACGCCCUGACCGGGACUAGAACCUGGUGUGCCGGCGCCGCAAGGCAGAGGAUUAGCCUGUUAAGCCACGGUGCCGGCCUCAUAAUUAUUUGAUAAGAUGAUUCUAAAAAAAUAAAUGGAGGGACUGGCACUGUAGUGUAGUAGGCUAAGCCUCCACCUGCAGUGCUGCCAUCACAUAUGGAUGCUGGUUCAUGCCCUGGCUGUGUCUCUUCCAAUCCAGCUCUGUUAUAGCCUGGGAAAGCAGCAGAAGAUGGCCCAAGUCCUUGGGCCCCUGCACCUGCAUGGGAGACCCGGAAGAAGUUCCUGGCUCCUGGCCUCCAAUGGGCACAGCUCUGGCCGUUGCAGCCAUUUGAGGAGUGCACCAAUGGAUGGAAGACCUUUCUCUCUGUCUCUCCCUCUCCCUGUAACUCUACCUCUCAAAAUAAAUGAAUAAAAUCUUUUUAAAAAAAUGGAAAUGCAAAGAGCUAAGAGGAUGAAGCAGAGGAGGAGAUGUGGGAAGGAUUUACUAACCAGGUGUCAAAAUUUAGUACAAGGUUAUGUAAUGACUAAGAAGGUGUGGAUUAGUUCAGAGAUAAAAGCAGACCAGAGAAAUUUAAUCUCAGCGAGUCUUUAUUCUUAAAGUGUUUGUUUUAUGCUUCACAUCUGUCGACUCCUCUGUGAGCACUGGAGAUGACUGACACUAGGGCAGCCACUGGCCUCAGCAUUCAGCGGGAAGCUGUUGCUUUCAGGAGAGUCCAAUGUCUUCACAGUCUGGCCUCUUCAUCUCCCCGGCUGUGACUUCUGCAGACUGUAAGCUGUGGUGGGUAGAGAUACCAGCCUGCUCAAGGCAGAGUCAUGUCCAGAGUCAGUGCCAAGAAUAGGAAAAGACCAGGGUGAGACCCAGGGUCAGUGCCGAGGUUAACAGACCCCAGGGAGGACAAGAGCCGGGCUUGGGUAAGAAGGACCCUGAGAGUCACUGUGAAGGUCAGGUGAGGAUGGGGCUGAAGUGAGGAACAGAGGGCUAGGCUCAAGUUCAGGUGAGAGUGACAGCAAGACAGUGAGGGCCAAUAUAGGACCCAGGGCCAGUUCUGUGGUCGAGGGAAAAGACCUGGGCCAGGUAUUGGUAUGGGUCAGGAUUAUGGGCAAGGCAUGAGCAGAACCAAAGCCGAGCAUAAAGGCUGAUUGUAGGGAGAUGGGUCAUUGAGGGUUAGAACCAGGGCCAGGAUGUGGUCAACGCCACAGAGGAAGCCAGGGCCAGGGGAACGGCAGAGUGCGCUGAAGGCUCACCUGCUGGUAGGAACAAGAAGGCAAAGAGGGCACAUGUGGUAAGGUGAGGGCAAGACCAGGCAAGGCUGAAGAACAGGGUCAGGACGUGUUCACUGGGGUAGCUGAGGUCUAGGGGAAAGGCUUCAAGCAAGAUCUAGGUGAGGGCAGGUGCAAGUGCAGAGAUGA
Messenger RNA from Lepus europaeus (European hare), 3811 nucleotides. RefSeq names its product cyclin-dependent kinase 20-like. Lineage: Eukaryota; Metazoa; Chordata; Mammalia; Lagomorpha; Leporidae. The coding region runs from base 257 to 1297 and encodes 346 amino acids. Gene Ontology annotation, molecular function: cyclin-dependent protein serine/threonine kinase activity; ATP binding. The record is from RefSeq and is a predicted model, not a curated record. Gene Ontology annotation, cellular component: nucleus. Gene Ontology annotation, biological process: protein phosphorylation. The transcript is spliced from 9 exons.